Penicillium verhagenii is the source of this 3168-nucleotide messenger RNA. RefSeq names its product DNA helicase (gene chl1). The record is from RefSeq and is a predicted model, not a curated record. The transcript is spliced from 10 exons. Gene Ontology annotation, molecular function: DNA binding; hydrolase activity, acting on acid anhydrides, in phosphorus-containing anhydrides; DNA helicase activity. Gene Ontology annotation, biological process: translation; establishment of sister chromatid cohesion; nucleobase-containing compound metabolic process. Gene Ontology annotation, cellular component: ribosome; nucleus; large ribosomal subunit. Bases 1 to 3168 code for a protein of 1055 amino acids. Lineage: Eukaryota; Fungi; Ascomycota; Eurotiomycetes; Eurotiales; Aspergillaceae.
AUGGAUCGGGAUUUUCAUCAUCCGUUCGUUCCAUAUGAUAUUCAACUUCAGUUUAUGAAUAAUCUAUAUGGCUGCCUAGAAGAUGGAAAAGUGGCUGUUUUCGAAUCCCCCACUGGUACCGGUAAAUCAUUGAGCCUAAUCUGCGCUUCACUGACUUGGCUACGAGACCACAAGCGUAAAGCUUUCCAACAAACUUUAGAUCAAGCUGCUUGUGACGACGAUGAGCCAGAAUGGAUGGUUGAAUUCGCUAAACGCGACUCGCGACGUGCGAUCACGGAGAAGAGACAGGAGUUUGAAUCUCGACUCGCAAAAAUCAAAGAGGAGGAAGAACGGCUAAAACGAGCUCAAAGCAUCCAAGAACGGCCUAGGAAGAAGCAGCGGGUGGAUGAACUAGAGCUGACGGGAGAGCGAGACGACGAGAGCCAGUUUGUUCUUGACGAUUAUGAUAGCGAAACGGAUGAAAAAAAGAAACCAAGUAACUCAAGUGGGGUUGAUGGUUUGUCUGCCAGCACUCUAGCGUUAUUAGAGCAGUUCAAGGGAAAGCUCUCCACUCAAGGACAGGAGGAAGAAGAAGAAGAUGACAACACGGUCAAGAUCUUCUACUGUUCAAGAACACACUCUCAGUUGAGUCAAUUUGCUGGUGAGCUGCGGCGAGUUACAUUCCCAUCAAGUAUACCCGAUGCGCCAACUUCCGAGGACCAAGAUGAUCAUCCGUUCAAGCUGGAAGAGCGGAUAAAACACCUUUCCCUGGGAUCCCGAAAAAAUCUUUGUAUAAACCCCAAAGUUCAAGCGCUGGAAAACAAUACUGCCAUCAACGAGAAGUGCUUAGAUCUACAACAGUCCGGUAUUGCCGCAGACAAGAAAUGCAAUUUUCUCCCGUCCAAGGAUGAUGAGGCCUUGAAACUUAGGUUUCGGGAUCACGCAUUGGCAACAGUCAAGGACAUUGAAGAUAUCGCCAAAGUGGGAAAGCAUAUUGGCAUCUGCCCCUACUAUGCUUCUCGCGAGGUCAUUCAGCAUAGCGAGAUAGUGACACUCCCAUAUCCUUUGCUGCUUCAGAGGUCUGCGCGUGACGCCCUUAACCUGUCUGUUAAGGGCCAUGUCGUCAUAAUCGAUGAGGCUCAUAACCUCAUGGAUGCGAUUGCUGGUAUCCACUCCGUGACAGUCUCAUUGAACCAGCUGCAGACAGCAAUCUCGCAGCUGACCACAUAUGCCCGCAAAUUCAAGACACGAUUGAAAGGCAAAAAUCGAAACUAUCUUGCUCAAGUGAUCCGACUAGUCAGCUCCAUUGUUGACUACCUACGGGGACUUUCACAGCGGAAUAGUCCCCCAGAGGGUUCGGUUCUGACUUCGGAUCUCAUGGCGGGCAAGGGAGUUGAUCAGAUCAAUCCCUACAAGUUGUCUCGGUAUCUACAAGAGAGUAAGUUGGCUCGGAAGGUAGAUGGGUAUGUUGAGUCGUCGGAAAAAUCCCAACCAGCCCCUCAAAGAGUCAAAACGACCAUGCCCGUCCUCUUCCAUAUCCAGAGUUUCCUCCUUCCUUUAAUGAACCCCUCGGAAGAGGGAAGGCUCUUCUACCAAAAGAAUAACGACGAUGUGGUGUUGAAAUACAUGCUUCUUGAUCCUACAAAUCACUUUCGGGAGAUUGUCGAAGACGCUCGAGCAGUGAUUCUGGCGGGUGGAACAAUGUCUCCGAUGUCUGAUUAUGCAAACCAUUUGUUCUCAUACGUCGCCCCCGAAAGACUCGACACAUUCAGUUUCGGUCACGUUAUUCCACAUACAAACUUGGUGGCACAAUCAUUAACCCGAGGGAUCCUGGGCUCAGAUUUCGACUUCACAUAUGAAGCCCGUGGAUCCGAAAAGAUGAUCACCGAUCUCGGGCGAACUAUAGCCACGCUCUGCCAAGUCAUUCCCGAUGGAGUCGUUGCGUUCUUCCCAAGUUAUGACUACCUGAGCCAGGUUUUGACCGUGUGGCAAAAACCAAUUGCAAAUGGCAAUGGCCAAACGGUUCUUAGCCUAAUCGAGGGGAAGAAGAAGAUUCUUUACGAAUCCCGUGAAUCAAUGGUAACCACUGAUAAUUUGCUACACGAAUACACCGAAGCUGUCGAAUCGGGAUCUGGUGCGUUGCUGUUAUCAGUGGUUGGCGGGAAAUUAUCAGAAGGUAUCAAUUUUUCUGAUCGACUGGGGCGGGCUGUUUUGAUCAUUGGCUUGCCUUUUCCCAACAUCCGAAGCGCUGUUUGGCAGGCUAAAAUCAAGUACCUUGAAGAAAAGGCCUACAAGCAUGGGUCAGGAUCAGAAUCCGAGAAAAAGGCCAAUGCCUCAGCUGCGGGUAGAGACUUUUAUGAGAACUCUUGCAUGCGAGCCGUCAAUCAGUGCAUCGGACGAGCGAUUAGACAUGUAAAUGACUAUGCAGCCAUCAUCAUGCUGGAUCGAAGCGAAGUAUUAGCGCACACUCUAGCAGGCGCGAAGCGUGGAUUUCAACAUCAGCAGCCGGAAGUAUCCACGUCCCUUCCCCCCUUCAACGCCAUAAUCUCGAACCGGUCUUGUCGAGAACACCACCGCCGACAAGAUGCCUACCCGUUUUUCGAACACCCGGAAGCAGUGAGUCGCCCUCCUGUCCUCGCCGCUGGAAGUUUUUUUUUUGGUUUCGGGAGGAAAUUCAUGAUCGGCGCAAUUUCGAGAUUGCUGCAUCACGACACAUCUUCACCUUCAGUCGGCCUCGAUCAGCAAGAUACUAACCUGCAUUUCUUCCAUAGCCGUGGCCAUGUGUCCGCCGGUUACGGUCGUGUCGGCAAGCACCGCAAGAGCCCCGGUGGUCGUGGUAUGGCCGGUGGUCAGCACCACCACCGUACCAACAUUGACAAGUACCACCCCGGUUACUUCGGUAAGGUCGGUAUGCGCUACUUCCACAAGACCAAGCAACAGUUCUGGAAGCCCACUAUCAACCUCGACAAGCUGUGGUCCCUCGUCCCCGCUGAGCAGCGUGACGCCUACGUGAGCGGCCAGAAGACCGACACCGCCCCCGUCAUCGACCUCCUCCCCCUCGGUUACUCCAAGGUUCUCGGCAAGGGCCGUCUCCCCCAGAUUCCCGUUGUCGUUCGUGCCCGUUACUUCUCCCGCGAUGCCGAGCAGAAGAUCAUCGAGGCCGGUGGUGUCUGUGAGCUGGUCGCAUAA